AUGGGGAAGCAGCCGGUGAAGUUGAAGGCGGUGGUUUACGCUCUUUCGCCGUUUCAGCAGAAAAUAAUGACCGGACUUUGGAAGGAUCUACCGGAGAAGAUUCACCACAAGGUGACGGAGAAUUGGAUCAGCACCACUGUCCUCGUCACUCCAGUCAUCGGAACCUACUGGUAUGCUCAGCACUUCAAGGAACAGGAGAAACUUGAGCACAGAUUCUGA
Messenger RNA from Arabis nemorensis, 219 nucleotides. Lineage: Eukaryota; Viridiplantae; Streptophyta; Magnoliopsida; Brassicales; Brassicaceae. The record is from the annotation of a GenBank genome assembly.